Molecule: messenger RNA, 1350 nt
Organism: Eremomyces bilateralis CBS 781.70
Lineage: Eukaryota; Fungi; Ascomycota; Dothideomycetes; Eremomycetales; Eremomycetaceae
Exons: 3
Coding region: 6-929 (307 amino acids)
Biological process (GO): poly(A)+ mRNA export from nucleus
Cellular component (GO): nucleus
Source: RefSeq, a predicted model, not a curated record
CGCAGAUGGAGGGAAGUCGGAGAGAGAGGAAGAAGAAGGGGGAGGGGGAGAGGAAGAGGGGGAGGGUGCAGAAGGAGGUAGAUACGGAUGAGGAGCAGUUAGAGCCAAAGGAGAGGAGGAAGAGGGCGUUAGAUCGGAAGAUGGAUGAGGCACUGAAGAGUACGUCAAGGCGAGGGAAGCAGUCGGGCUUGGAGUUCGAAGCGAUGAUCGACCGCGAGAUCGAAAACAUGCGCGGCAAAAUGAUUGAAGCCGCCAAAGCUGACGCCGAAGCCCGCGAAGCUAAUAAGCCCGCCAUCCACAAACUCGAGCUCCUCCCCGCCGUAAUCGGCCUCCUCAACCGCGACAAGUUCGGCUCCGAGCUCGUCGACCCGGACAUCAACCUGCUCGAAGCCGUGCGCUUCUUCCUCGAGCCGCUCGCCGACGGGAGCCUGCCCGCCUACCAGAUCCAGAAACAGCUGUUUGACGUGCUGGAGCGACUCCCGAUCAAGACGGAGUCGCUCACCUCGUCGGGCAUCGGGAAGGUCACGCAUUUUUACACGAAGAGUAAUCGCCCCCAGGCGGAUAUCAAGCGCCAAGCCGACCGCCUCGUCGCCGCAUGGACUCGUCCGAUCCUCCGCCGCAACGCCGAUUUCCGCAAACGCGACAUCCAACAAGUCCAAUACGACCCCAGCCACCACCCCACCCCUUCCUCUGCCGACCUCUCCGCCGACCUGCAAGCCCAAGCGGCCGCGCGCCGCCGCGAGCAGCUGCUCGCGACGCCGACGUACAUGAACCGCGCACGCGUGGAGAACAACGCGGCGAGCUACAGCGUGGCGCCGCGGAGCAACUACGUGCCGGUGCAGGCGGCGGAGAGCGGGGGCGGUGAUGUGAUGAAGAGGAUUAUGGCGAGGCAUGCGGUGCAGAGUGGGAAGGCGAGUCGGAAGAGAUGAGGGGGGUGGUAAGUUCUUUUGUGAUGGGUGAAGGGUGGUGGGUUCGCAGGAGGGUCUUUGCGUGGGAGCGUUUCUUAUGAAGCUAGGUACUUUUGAAGCUGGCGUAUUCGUUCUCGAUUCCAGGCAGUCCAAUGGAACUUGCUCAUUGGGACGAGAAAUCUAUGUUUUCCAACAAACUGACCUGGUGAAAUGUACAGCUAAGCUCAUCCCUAGUCCUCAACAACAUCUAAGCCAGAUACCGGAUUCCGUAGAUAUCUAUUCAUCGACUACAUUUGGAGUAGAAAAGGAAUUAUCCGAAAUUGUCCUGUUGAAUUUUAUUACAUGUAGGGGAGACAGGUAUAUUCUUCGUCUCCAUCCAGCAGCUUGGGUCCUAAUACUUGACAUCGCUGAGGACCAACCGAUGUCUACCAAACAAUGUAGA